Daldinia decipiens is the source of this 2481-nucleotide messenger RNA. RefSeq names its product HET-domain-containing protein. Bases 447 to 2450 code for a protein of 667 amino acids. The transcript has a single exon. Lineage: Eukaryota; Fungi; Ascomycota; Sordariomycetes; Xylariales; Hypoxylaceae. The record is from RefSeq and is a predicted model, not a curated record.
UUUGGUGGGGCCGAUGUUGAACGAUGCAAGGAUCACCAUACUCUCCGCAUCACCCGUUAAGCCAAUAUUAUGCACUAUACGGUUAUACCCACCAGGUACCGAUCUUAGGUACCUAACUUACCCCCCUUUUCCCGGUCCUAUUUACGGUCUUUACUCAUACAAUAUAUAUAAUGAAAGGGCUAGCGUAUAAUUGCGUGGAUGGAGGAGACAAGACGUACCAUAACUGUUGAUUACCGGAGAUAGAAUGUCUAGUACACAUGUAAAUUAAUACCCUUGACCAAACGAAAUCGAUGUGGCUGAAACUUUCCUGAUCCUGCGUCAGCUUUACCAUAUCUAGCAUGUCUUAUGUUGAAUCUAUGCGGGUUAUCUCAUGAUUAUUUCCAGUUUAGUGUUACUCCCUAUAUCUGACUUUAAAUAUACAAGAGAUGUAAACCGGAUCUAACAAGAUGAGCCCAGUUCCUAUAAAUAUCACAGGGUCACUAUGCGAGCUUUGCUAUCAAUUCAUCGACAACCUCUUCUUCUUCGGCUUUACUAGACAGGUCGUUUAUUCGGCGCGGUGGCUGCCAGUAGGUUCAGAAUGGACACCAGAGAAGCCCUGGGGAGAUGCCUUCCGUCACUGCGAGACGUUCGGAGACCUCACAAACAGUGCUAAGACGUGUGAGCUUUGUAGCAUCCUCUACGUGGACCUUGCGCCUUUGGACGCAACUCUACAUCAAGGCUGGUUGGGUUUAUACCCGUUCUGGUCAUCGGGUCGUAUAGGGGACAACAAGCUGAAAGGCCAUUUUCGCGCUGGUUUCCGCGACUCUCUGCAAAAUAUGCCCUGGGGAAGCAACAAGAUUGGAAGUAUCCCACUACACAGCUUUAGUAUCUGCCGACGAGAGCAUUUAAGAAAAGGAGAAGACGUACCUUGGUUAGAUGCAUAUAGAAGGAUCCCAGCCGUACCAACGACUCUAACCCCUUUGCAUAUCUCCCAGGUCGCGGCUGAGUGGCGGCAAGAGUGUACCGAAGUUCACCCAAACUGUGUUAAAUCCAACUCGGAUAAUGCACUUCCAACAAGGGUUAUCGACAUAAGCGACAGCAAUACAGGAAGAAUCUAUAUAUACGAGACAAAAGGCGAAAAGAUGCCAUAUGCCACACUCAGCCACUGUUGGGGUGGUAUAAUCCCAUCGGUUACCACAACGGUUAACUUGAAGGUAAGAACCAGUGGAAUGGAGAUCGACGAACUACCCCAGAACUUCAGGGACGCUAUCGAGGUUACCGGAGCUCUCGGGUUUAGAUACCUGUGGAUAGACGCUCUGUGCAUCAUCCAAGACUCGAAGGCAGAUUGGGAUCAGGAAGCUGGGAGGAUGUAUUCCGUGUACGCGGGCGCCUCGAUAGUGAUAUCCGUCCUCGAUUCUGCGGGUAGCACCAAGGGCUUUCUUAAGCCAAACAGGGCACCGCUGUCACUAAUAAGCGACGAAUAUGCCGUCCAGAAGGUGUAUCCCGAUAUUAACGAAUGCCUUACGGAAUGCCCAUUAAACGGUCGUGGUUGGUGCAUGCAAGAAAGACUUCUGGCCAAACGUGUGCUGCACUUUGGAAACGAACAGAUGUUCUGGGAGUGUCUCACUGAUUUUAAGUGCGAGGACGGAAAGAAUUACACCGGCGAGUCGGACGGGCACUUCGUAGCAAAGUUCAUGAAGAUCCGAAAACAGAUUGGUGUAUGCGCUGCCCAAGGUGUCGAGUUAGAUUGGAAGGCAUGGUAUCAGUUGCUAGAAGAGUACACUACACGGAAGUUCACCAUUUCUACUGACAAGCUACCUGCGGUUGUUGGAGCAGCGGCAUUAUUCAAGUCUACUAAGCCAAGUGCGACGUAUAUUGCCGGCUUAUGGCAAGAAGAUAUCGCGCGUGGUCUCCUAUGGUGCGCCCACUAUUACCACGCGCCAGGCCGGAAGGUUUGGGGAAUAUCAACGACCGACGAGAUAUCCGAACUAUCUAAACCGCCUACGAAACGCGCACCUAGCUGGAGCUGGGCUGCCCUCGACGGUGCACUCGACUUUUGGGCACUCCGGAUAGGGGGAUUUGUCGUUGAAGUCUUAGAUGUGGCAAUGGAAGCUGAGAAGGAGGCUGUAUAUGGCUACCCGGAUGGAAGUAUAAAACUCAGGGGUCGCCUUGCGCAGAUGUUCUAUCACCCCCCCGAAGAUAGUAAACACGACGUCGGCGUCUUGACAUUUGAGCCAACCGACUCUCCAAAUUUUCAUUUCGGGCCAAUAAAUAGCUGCGUCAUGGAUUUAGAUCGCCAGUCACCGCAACCGUGCUGGGCGUUGGUAAUGACAGAGUCACCUAACGACAAGUACUUGCUUGUCCUCCACAUGCGAAAGGAUGGAACUUACCGGAGGGUCGGAAUGAGUGCUGUACAUGGGCGAGAGGUUGGUCUAAAGAGGUUCAGAACACAAGAAAUUCGUAUCACUUAAAAUUAUUAAAAUGAAAAUACAAAAUGAGUAA